AGUUCGCCGGCUCCUUCUACUUCGCCAUCACCGUCAUCACCACCAUCGGAUACGGCCACGCCGCGCCGGGCACGGACUCGGGCAAGGUCUUCUGCAUGUUCUAUGCGCUCUUGGGCAUUCCCCUGACGCUGGUCACCUUCCAGAGCCUGGGUGAGCGACUGAACGCUCUGGUGCGGCGCCUCCUGCUGGCCGCCAAGCGCUGCCUGGGCCUGCGGCGGCCGCGCGUGUCCACCGAGAACAUGGUGGUGGCUGGGCUGCUGGUGUGCGCCGCCACCCUGGCCCUCGGGGCCGCCGCCUUCGCGCAUUUCGAGGGCUGGACCUUCUUCCACGCUUACUACUACUGCUUCAUCACCCUCACCACCAUCGGCUUUGGGGACUUCGUGGCACUGCAGAGCGACGAGGCGCUGCAGAGGAAGCCGCCCUAUGUGGUCUUCAGUUUCCUCUACAUCCUGCUCGGCCUCACGGUCAUCGGCGCCUUCCUCAACCUAGCCGCCGGCACCGACGCGCCGGAGCGCGCAGCUCGCCGCGCCAGCCCGCUCCGCCUGGGGGCGCCCGAGAGCCGCGCCCCCGCCAGGGCCCACGGUCCGGCCGUUCCCUGGGGCUCCACCUCCAUCUCCUACCGCAUCCACCAGCUGGAGAAGUGGGCUCGCGACAAUCUGGGCUUCUCGCCCCCCUCCAGCCCUGAGGCCCUGGUCCUGCACACCCUUCUUCAGCUGGCCUGGGCUGUCUCCCUGGCAACCCUCUCCCUCAAAGCAGGCCAGAAGACACUGAGCCAGGGAGCUGGACCUGCAGGCGGUGAGGUCCUGGCAUUGCUGGGAGCAAUGGUCUCCUGCUGCCUGAAGGAGGCACAGUGGAGCCCCUGGUUCUGCCCCCAUCGCUCACUUGCAGAGGGCUCCUGGGGGUCCUUUGGGAGCCCUGCCUCCUCCUGCCCCAGCCUUGACCACCUGGAUGAAAGGGGCUGCCAUCUCCCCUUCCCAGGGCAGGGCAAGAAGCUCCAUGGACGUGAUGUUAACUGGACCAGAACUUUAAAGGAUGCCUAG
Molecule: messenger RNA, 1040 nt
Organism: Tupaia belangeri chinensis (Chinese tree shrew)
Lineage: Eukaryota; Metazoa; Chordata; Mammalia; Scandentia; Tupaiidae
Gene: KCNK15
Product: potassium two pore domain channel subfamily K member 15
Biological process (GO): stabilization of membrane potential; potassium ion transmembrane transport
Cellular component (GO): plasma membrane
Molecular function (GO): outward rectifier potassium channel activity; potassium ion leak channel activity
Source: RefSeq, a predicted model, not a curated record